This is a messenger RNA of Malassezia japonica, 1422 nucleotides long. RefSeq lists its product as uncharacterized. Gene Ontology annotation, cellular component: preribosome, large subunit precursor. The record is from RefSeq and is a predicted model, not a curated record. The transcript has a single exon. Gene Ontology annotation, molecular function: rRNA binding. Lineage: Eukaryota; Fungi; Basidiomycota; Malasseziomycetes; Malasseziales; Malasseziaceae. The coding region runs from base 1 to 1422 and encodes 473 amino acids. Gene Ontology annotation, biological process: ribosomal large subunit assembly; rRNA processing.
AUGGGGAACAAGCGGCGGAAGACGAGGACGCAUCUCAAGGGUCCGAUCAACAACUCGCAGACGGACACGCGUGCGCCCAAGAGCUUUGUGAUACGCGGCGGCAAGGUCGGCCGCGGCGUCGCUGGGCUCGUGCACGACGUGCGCCGCACCAUGGAGCCGAACACCGCCUCGCGCCUGAAAGAGCGCGAAAAGAACCGCCUGCGCGACUUUAUGAGCAUGUCGGGCCCGCUCGGCGUUUCUCACAUGCUCAUCUUUAACCAGACGAAUGCUGGGACAAAUAUGCGCAUCAUGCGGUGCCCGCGGGGCCCGACUGUGACCUUUCGUGUGAACAAGUAUGCGCUGGUCGGCGACGUGUUGCGUGCGUCGCGCCGGCCCAUGGCGCCGGGAUCCGAGUACACGACGCCGCCGCUGCUUGUGCUGAACAACUUUAGCAGCGAAGAGAAGCACGUCAAGCUGCUCGUCACCGUCUUUCAGAACCUCUUUCCCCCGCUGCAUGUGCACUCGAUGCGCCUGUCGCAAGUCCGCCGCAUCGUCCUGCUGAACUACAACCCAGAGACCAAGACGGUAGACUGGCGGCACUUUUUGAUUUCCGUGCGCCCGGUCGGCGUCUCGCGCUCGGUGCGCCGCAUGAUCGAGGGGUCGACGCGGCCCUCGGCCGCCUCGUCGGGCAGCGUAACGGGCCACGGCGGCGAGCACAAGCGCCAUGGACGUGCGCUCGUGAACCUCGCGAACGCGACCGACAUUGCCGAGUACGUCAUGCGCGGCAGCGCCGCGGCGGGUGGCGAAGAUACCGAUACGAGCGAGGCCGAGUCCGAGGCCGAGGACAUUGCCGACCCCAAGAACGCCGUCGAGCUGCCGCAAGCAUACGUCGGCCGUGGCAACGACGUGAAUACACAGCGUGCGGUGCGCCUGCGCGAGAUUGGGCCGCGCAUGGAGCUGCGUCUCGUCAAGAUCGAAGAGGGGCUCAACGGCAGCGAAGUACUCUACCACGACUAUGUGCACAAGACCGCCAAGCAGGUCGCCGAGCAGUCGCGCACGAUUGCGGCCAAGAAGCGCCUCGCGGCCGAGCGCAAGGCCGAGCAGGCCAAGAACGUCGAGCGCAAAAAGGCCGAAAAGGCCGCACGCAAGGCCGCACAAGGCGGCGACGGCGACGAAGACGACGAAGACGAGGACGAGGACGAGGACGAGGACGAGUAUGAAGACGUCGAGGACCCGAUCCCCGAAGACGACGACGAGGAGUUUGCGUACGAGGACCAGGCGGCGGGCGUCGCGAACGAUGUGCUUGACAGUGACGAAGAGCUCUUUGAUGACCACGAAGACCACGCCCACGCCCAGGACUCGGACGCGGACGAGGACAGCGACCUGGAGCCGAUUCCCCUCGAGGAGACGUCCCACGGCCGCCCGAAGCGCUCACGCCGCUAG